Osmerus eperlanus (European smelt) is the source of this 722-nucleotide messenger RNA. Its product is annotated as barrier-to-autointegration factor-like. NCBI's taxonomy places the organism in Eukaryota, Metazoa, Chordata, Actinopteri, Osmeriformes, Osmeridae. The coding region runs from base 243 to 515 and encodes 90 amino acids. The transcript has 2 exons. Gene Ontology annotation, molecular function: DNA binding. The record is from RefSeq and is a predicted model, not a curated record.
UAAAUAUUUGUCAGACGCAUACAACAUAGGCCCCUGGUCAACAAGAACCCGUUUAAAUAAAGGUCCUAUUGCUAAAUAUCAGGAAACCUACCAUUACUUGGUUAGAUUGAAUUAGACAACUCUGUUGAGCAGCUGGUGGUCUUCCUGAGCACCCCGUGUAAUUUCUUCUGGUUGGCACAGUUGGCUGUGGUGUCGAACCCGUUUUAUAACUCAAGUUCUGAUAUUUGUGGUCUUCAGAGAAUAUGUCUACCACUUCACAGAAGCACAGGGACUUUGUUGCCGAACCAAUGGGUGACAAACCGGUACAUGCCCUGUCAGGAAUAGGAGAGGUACUGGGAAAGAAACUUGAAGAUCAAGGCUUUGACAAAGCGUUUGUGGUGCUGGGCCAGUUCUUGCUGCUGAGAAAGGAUAUAGAGCUGUUUACAGAGUGGCUGAAGGACACGAGUGGGGCCAACUCAAGACAAGCUUCUUCCUGUUCCCAGUGCCUCGGGGAGUGGUGUGAUGCCUUCCUAUAGGCCUGGGGACAGGAGCCCUGUAGCAAGCUGAUCAUUAUUGUGUAAAACAAAUAUAUACAAUGAUUAAGGUGGAUAAUUUAAAUGGAGAUGGCCUGUUUCAAGUCAUGACUGACAUGCAUGGUGUUUAACCUGACAAAUUGGUCCCAUAAUUCCAUUGUUUUUAUAAAAUAGUUUGUUGUAGAAUUAAAAGACUAAUAUUAAAGUGUU